GGUGGAGCCAGGGAAUGGGGCGGGGUGGGGGGGCGGUAAACGGGCCGGAGCUCCCCGGCAGAGACGCACCCCAGGAGCCGGCCGCCUGCAUCCCAUACGCACCAGCCUCCUCGAACUAUGAGCCGGAGGAGUCGCUCGCUCCGGUUCCCGCUGCUCCUGCUGCUGCUGCUGCCGCUGCCCCAGGUCCUGCCCGCGGAUCCCCCGACGCCCGCGCCGGUGAACCCCUGUUGUUACUACCCAUGCCAGCACCAGGGGAUCUGUGUCCGCUUCGGCCUUGACCGCUACCAGUGUGACUGCACCCGCACGGGCUAUUCUGGCCCCAACUGCACCAUCCCGGAGCUGUGGACCUGGCUCCGGAAUUCGCUGCGACCCAGCCCCUCUUUCCUCCACUUCCUGCUGACGCAUGGGCGCUGGUUCUGGGAGUUCAUCAAUGCCACCUUCAUCCGUGACAUGCUCAUGCGCAUGGUACUCACAGUGCGUUCCAACCUUAUCCCCAGCCCCCCCACCUACAACAUAGCACAUGACUACAUCAGCUGGGAGUCCUUCUCCAAUGUGAGCUAUUACACUCGUGUUCUGCCCUCUGUGCCCCAAGACUGCCCCACACCCAUGGGCACCAAAGGGAAGAAGCAGUUGCCAGAUGCCCAGCUCCUGGGCCGUCGCUUCCUGCUCAGGAGGAAGUUCAUACCUGACCCCCAAGGCAGCAACCUCAUGUUCGCCUUCUUUGCACAACACUUCACCCAUCAGUUCUUCAAAACUUCUGGCAAGAUGGGUCCUGGCUUCACCAAGGCCUUGGGCCAUGGGGUAGAUCUCGGUCACAUUUAUGGGGACAACCUGGAACGUCAGUAUCAGCUGCGGCUCUUUAAGGAUGGGAAACUCAAGUACCAGGUGCUGGACGGAGAGAUGUACCCCCCUUCGGUGGAGGAGGCGCCUGUGUUGAUGCACUACCCGCGGGGCGUUCUGCCCCAGAGCCAGAUGGCCGUGGGCCAGGAGGUGUUUGGGCUGCUUCCCGGGCUCAUGCUCUAUGCCACGCUCUGGCUGCGCGAGCACAACCGAGUGUGUGACCUGCUGAAGGCUGAGCACCCCACCUGGGGUGAUGAGCAACUCUUCCAGACGGCCCGCCUCAUCCUCAUCGGGGAGACCAUCAAGAUUGUGAUUGAGGAGUAUGUGCAGCAGUUGAGCGGCUACUUCUUGCGGCUGAAGUUUGACCCGGAACUGCUGUUCAGCGCCCAGUUCCAGUACCGCAACCGCAUCGCCAUGGAGUUCAACCAGCUCUACCACUGGCACCCGCUCAUGCCCGACUCCUUCAACGUGGGCUCCCAGGAGUACAGCUACGAGCAGUUCCUGUUCAACACCUCCAUGCUCGUGGACUAUGGGGUCGAGGUCCUGGUGGACGCCUUCUCUCGCCAGAGCGCUGGCCGGCGCCAGGUGCUGGGGAUAGAGUGGCGAGCAAGAUCAGAUGUGGUUCUUGGGUCCUUACCCCUUGGCACUGAUACCCUGAUUGGUGGGGGUAGAAACAUAGACCACCAUGUCCUGUACGUGGCUGUGGAGGCCAUCAAGGAAUCCCGAGAGCUGCGGCUGCAGCCCUUCAAUGAGUACCGCAAGAGGUUUGGCAUGAGGCCCUAUACGUCCUUCCAGGAGCUCACAGGGGAGAAGGAGAUCGCAGCCGAGUUGGAGGAGCUGUAUGGAGACAUCGAUGCCUUGGAGUUCUACCCGGGGCUGCUUCUGGAGAAGUGCCAUCCAAACUCCAUCUUUGGGGAGAGUAUGAUAGAAAUUGGGGCUCCCUUUUCCCUCAAGGGCCUCCUAGGGAAUCCCAUCUGCUCUCCAGAGUACUGGAAGCCAAGCACAUUCGGUGGUGAGAUGGGCUUCAGUAUGGUCAAGACAGCCACGCUGAAGAAGCUGGUCUGCCUCAACACCAAGACUUGUCCAUACGUCUCCUUCCACGUGCCCAACCCUCACCAGGAUGGCGGGCGUGCUAUGGAGCGGCCGUCCACAGAGCUCUGAGCGGGUGGAGCAGCAGCUGGAGGGUGGGUUUUGUGUUUGUCAUCCCAGAAAGCUGAGUCCGGGGUUGAUAGUCUGAAUGUUGGGUCUUGGGUUUGGCAUCGAGAGCAUCAGGGUCGACAUUUAGAACUUUGUGUCUCUCACCCAUUACCUGGAAUAUCGUGGUCUUGUUUGUUAUUCUAGAAUGCUGAAUUCCUGGCUGACCAUCUAGAAUGUUGGGAGGGAUUCUUCUUUGGCAUGCCAGAACACUGGGUUCCUGGCUGACAACCUAGAAUAUCAGAUUUCUGGUUGACUUGGAACAUAGGCAUUCUAAAAUGUGGAGCUCCUGAUGAAACCAUCUAGAAAGGUAGGGGAUUCUUAUUUUGCAUUCUGGAAUUCUGGGCGGCUCUCCAGAAUGUUGAUUUUCUGAUUGGCAGCUCAGAAUGUUGUACUCCUGGUUCCUGAUCCAGGACGGUGUCUGGUAUGUCAGCUCAGUCUUGAUCUGAAUGCCUAAAAUGGUAAUUUGAUUCAUUUUCCUGUUCAGUGAGAUAUCCACAAAGCAGGAGAACUUAUGGUCUAACAAGAAUGCAUUGCCCACCUCUGUGCCUGCACCAAGGGGGCAAGAUGCCGGGUGUUCUUCUUGGGACCCUGACUUAGACCCUGGUCCAAGGAGGUAGAAAGAACAGGUGGGCUUUUUCCAGGGCAUUGGUUGGAAGCCACCAGAGCUGCGUCACCAUCUUUGUCUUGACUCAUGGCAGCUGUUUCACAUGAAACCAAUAAAAUUCUUUUUCCAAAUUG
This is a messenger RNA of Zalophus californianus (California sea lion), 2775 nucleotides long. It is a transcript of the gene PTGS1, whose product is annotated as prostaglandin-endoperoxide synthase 1. Gene Ontology annotation, cellular component: neuron projection; cytoplasm. Lineage: Eukaryota; Metazoa; Chordata; Mammalia; Carnivora; Otariidae. Gene Ontology annotation, biological process: cyclooxygenase pathway; response to oxidative stress. Bases 118 to 2001 code for a protein of 627 amino acids. The record is from RefSeq and is a predicted model, not a curated record. Gene Ontology annotation, molecular function: oxidoreductase activity, acting on single donors with incorporation of molecular oxygen, incorporation of two atoms of oxygen; peroxidase activity; heme binding. The transcript is spliced from 12 exons.